AAUAAAAAUCCGGAUGUAUUCCAAGAAACCGUUGUUCAUGGCAACCAUGGAUAAUAAUAUAAGGCCAGCAGACGUCAGUAUUGACGCAAAUAGGAGUCUUCUUCUAGAACUUCUCUUUUCCAUUCAUCUUUGUCUUGUAAAAAUGUCAGAUGUAUGGCCUUCAAGUUCCAAUGAUGAACAGCAAACUUCUGAGUCCUUUCAGAAUUGUACAGACUUGACAAAAGGUCAACAUGAAACGGAAGUAUUUGAAGGGGAGGAAAGUGAAAUACCCAAACGUUAUAAUUCAUGCCCGAAGAAUCCAGGCCAUAAACACUUUAUUCCCAUUACACAAUUUAAAAUGACAGAUCUGCCCAGAGGUUACCGUGACAUUGAGUUGUUCGAAUUCAUCAAAGCCACAGCAGACCGAACAGUUCGAAUCAAGGUACAAAAGGUCAGUCCAAACAGACCUAAGUUUUGGCCAAACAGCAAAGACGAGUAUCCAUUUUGCAAUGCGCAAGACGAUGCCUGUAUGAGAAUGGGCACUGGCGAGAUUAAAGUCUACAAGUUUAUAGAUGGAUGCGGAUAUAACGGACGUGGUAGAAAUUAUAAUUUUUUGUCUGGAGAUAGAUACGAACGAGAGUACAAAACCUGCCCUUGUGAGAAAUGUAAGCAAUCAGACAGGCCCAAAAAUACCUGGUGGGAAAUAUUUAUCCACACGGCCGCUCAUGUUGUUUUUGACGACUCAGAGGCCAGCCACACGACAUUAUUAUUAUUCUAUGACGAGCACGAUAGCUCGAGUUGCCAGGUGAACCUUGGUAAUGUGAGUGUUGAAAGCGUGAACGUUGAAAAAGACAAGAGCAAGUUGAAAUGCGUGACGUGUGACGAGAAGCUUGGCAACAGACUGUACGAGCUGAUGAGGCAUUUUUGUGAGCUCUGGAAGAAAGUCAAAGAUAAAUACAAAAAGAAAUCAAAAUUCACGUUUAUCGUGUCCCACCCCCACGGCUGCACUAAACAGGUCAGCGUUGGGGAGUGGGUGGGCAAUCAUAAGUUUGGGGACUACAGUGGCACAUAUGAUCUGACCAAGCUUACGUACACGACAAGUACAUGUCCAGGCAGCAGUGGAGCCGCUGUCCACUGCAUUGGGUUUGGCACUGGGCACUUUCACAGCGGCACUUUAGGUAAAGUUAAUUAUAGUGGCGUUGGCCACUACAUGAAAAAAGUCUAAAUAUAAAAAAAAAAAAAUUAAAACAAAUAUGGAAAAUGUUUCUGCUUUGGAGAUCUAGGGAGGAUAAGUGUUAAGUAGUCUUUUUUGACAUAUCCGGUGUAGAGUAAGUUUAAGUAGUCUUUUUUGACAUAUCCGGUGUAGAGUAAGUUUAAGUAGUCUUUUUUGACAUAUCCGGUGUAGAGUAAGUUUAAGUAGUCUUUUUUGACAUAUCCGGUGUAGAGUAAGUUUAAGUAGUCUUUUUUUUUGGGUGUAUCCGGUGUAACAAAUAAAGGAAGUGCGGAUAAUCUUUGAUCUUAACAAAAGAUUUCCUUGUAGCAUAAACUCAUUUUUACAAAGCUCACUCUGUCUGUCUGGUAAAAAGUUAGUACACGUCAUUACUUUUUAGCUGACUAAAAAGUAGAAAGAUCAUUCAAUAUGACGUCCUUAGCAUUGCCAACUUUGUUUAUUUGAAAAUAUAUCACAAUAUUCAUCUCUUUUUUUUUUUUAAAUAAAUGCAUUUCCUGUGUGUUUUCUUAUAUCGACCCCCACAUUUCACAUAUCGCGUUUUUUUCUAUUUGUAAGUUACUGUGUUUUAUUGCUUGUAGAAUAGAAAUCGCCACUUAUUAAUUAAUUCAAAUGUACUUAAUAUUGAUUGUGAACAUUUCCAGAAACAUUAUAUUUGUAUAUACAUCUAUGUCCCUCGAAAUAUCUUCAGUGUGUUGUACAUACAUCUAUGUCCCUCGAAAUAUCCUCAGUGUGUUGUAUAUACAUCUAUGUCCCUCGAAAUAUCCUCAGUGUGUUGUACAUACAUCUAUGUCCCUCGAAAUAUCCUCAGUGUGUUGUAUAUACAUCUAUGUCCCUCGAAAUAUCCUCAGUGUGUUGUACAUACAUCUAUGUCCCUCGAAAUAUCCUCAGUGUGUUGUAUAUACAUCUAUGUCCCUCGAAAUAUCUUCAGUGUGUUGUAUAUACAUCUAUGUCUUUCGAAAUAUCCUCAGUUGUUUGUUUCUUUAUUCUUAACCUUGCAGAUAGUUUUGUUUAAAUGUAGUGCACUUUACACAUUGACGGAAUAAACAUUUUUCAAAGUUUUGUAAGUUCUUUUGUAGCAUUAAAAUGAAGUCUUUUAAAA
Messenger RNA from Biomphalaria glabrata, 2309 nucleotides. RefSeq lists its product as uncharacterized. Lineage: Eukaryota; Metazoa; Mollusca; Gastropoda; Planorbidae. Bases 14 to 1204 code for a protein of 396 amino acids. The record is from RefSeq and is a predicted model, not a curated record. The transcript has 4 exons.